AUGACUGUCAUGCUGAAACACUUCACCGUUGAGCAGAAGCAGGCCUACGUCUUGGUCGCCACCACGACUGGCCUCGUGCUCGCCUACACGACCUACCUCGCCCGCCUCUACGCUCGCUUCACCUUCAACAAGAAAUUAUACCGCGAGGACUGGUGGAUGGGUGCUGGGAUUUGCGUGACAUCGGAACUCUCCGUCGGGUUGGGGCAUAAUAUCAAGGAUGUCUCAAAACCAGACUUGGAGCAAUUUAUGCUUAGGAUGCAGCAGCCGACUCUGUUCUGCAUCAAGACUUCCAUCAUCCUAUUCUACAUUCGCAUAUUCGACACGCCACGAUUCAAACUUGCCGCAUUGAUCUUAUGGAUCUACACGCUUCUAUGGGCCAUCGGAGUUUGGUUCGCCACGCUUUUCGAGUGCCGUCCCAUUUCCUUCUUCUGGAACAAGAACCAGGCCGGGGGGUCGUGCAUCAAGGAUCCCCUCAUCACGAUUGGCCUCCCCAGCGGCGUCAGCUCUUGCAUCGGCGACCUCGUCAUACUUGCCCUGCCCAUUCCCAUGUUGCGAAAGCUGCAACUGAACCCCAAGAAAAAGGCCGGUUUGAUGGGCAUUUUCCUCGUCGGGCUAGUUGUCGUCUGCAUCAGCUUCAUCCGAUGGGUCGCCCUUUUGGGAACUCAUGAGAACAUAACCUCGAGCCAAGUCGAGGCUGGUGUCUGGACAUCCUUGGAGGGGUCCAUUGGCAUUAUGUGCGCCAACCUUCCUGCCCUAGCACAGCUAUGCAGACGGUGGCUGAGCGCGAGCCGCAGCGUGCAAGGCAACGAGGCCCAGGGAUGGAGCGAGACAUUGACGAUAGGAAGCGCGCAAAAGCGACGGAAACCUGGCCAGAGCCGUAGAUUUUCUAUGAUCGAUAGCCAGGAUGGAAGUCAAAUAGAGCUGGCCAAUCGAGUGCAGAUAGCGCACGGCGCGGCAGAAGCACGAGCUCAGUCGGGAUCGAGUGAUAGGAUACAUGUCCAGACGGAUUUGGCUGUCGAAUAUUGCCAAGUGCCAAGGCAACGGGCUUUAUCUUAA
Messenger RNA from Cordyceps militaris CM01, 1056 nucleotides. Its product is annotated as CFEM domain-containing protein. The transcript has 4 exons. The coding region runs from base 1 to 1056 and encodes 351 amino acids. The record is from RefSeq and is a predicted model, not a curated record. NCBI's taxonomy places the organism in Eukaryota, Fungi, Ascomycota, Sordariomycetes, Hypocreales, Cordycipitaceae.